Ananas comosus (pineapple) is the source of this 1887-nucleotide messenger RNA. RefSeq names its product protein TIC 40, chloroplastic-like. Gene Ontology annotation, cellular component: chloroplast thylakoid membrane; chloroplast inner membrane. The transcript is spliced from 14 exons. NCBI's taxonomy places the organism in Eukaryota, Viridiplantae, Streptophyta, Magnoliopsida, Poales, Bromeliaceae. Gene Ontology annotation, biological process: protein import into chloroplast stroma; chloroplast organization. The record is from RefSeq and is a predicted model, not a curated record. Bases 95 to 1453 code for a protein of 452 amino acids.
CGGUGGAAGGGUGUAGUUUCUUUUUACCAGGGCCUUGCACACUUGGGGCCUUCACACUUCGAAACACUAGGGUUUCCGAUCCGAGCGGGGGGGAAUGGAGAACCUCGUCGCCCUCGUCUCCUCCUCCGCCGCUUCCUCCACAUCCCCUUUCCUCGUGGGCGCUCCGAACCCCUCCGCGAUCCCCGCCGCGCGGCGGCGCCCCUCGCCGCUGCAUCCGUCCCUCCCCCUUCCGGCGAGGGGAAGAGUCGGCGGCGCCGCCUCCGCCGCUGCUCGGAGGAGAGCGAGGUUUUUGGUGUCGGCAGUGAGCCUCGGAGGAGGCGAUGGUGCCUCGGAGAGGAGGAGCAGCUCCCGAAACGUGCUGGAGAGAUUAAAGAUUCAAGGUUUCGCAAGCAUAUCAUCUUCUAGCGGCAGCGAGGUGACAACUGCAAGCGGAACGGCGCCUCCUGUGCCUCCACCACCAUCGUAUAUAGGCUCUCCUCUUUUUUGGAUUGGAGUUGGUGUUGGGCUAUCAGCAUUGUUUUCAAUGGUGGUAACAAGGGUAAAGAGGUAUGCAAUGCAGCAAGCCUUUAAGACAAUGAUGAAUCAAGCAGCACCACAAAGUGGACAAUUCAACAAUCCUAUGUUUCCAGGAGGAUUACCAUUCCCAUUUCCUGCCGCAACACAAGCAGCUCCUACUAGCGUUUUAUCACCUUCACUACAAACACAAAAUACUUCACAACCACCUGUCACUGUAGAGGUUCCUGCAUCUAGAGUGGAAGCUGCGCCAUCUUCUGAAGUGAUAGAAGAGACUAAAACAACAGAGGAAGCAAAAAAAUUUGCUUUCGUCGAUGUUUCUCCUGAGGAAUUGAUGCAAAAGGAGCACAAAUAUUCAGAGGAAUCAGUACAGGAAAAUACUGUGACAGUAGAGUAUGAGAAAAAAGUUUCAACAAAUGGAGCUGCUUCUAAGCCAGACAGUGCUUCUAGUGAACAAUCUCAAUCUCGUAAAUCACCACCUUUCUUGUCAGUUGAUGCAUUGGAAAAGAUGAUGGAAGAUCCCACUGUCCAGAAGAUGGUUUACCCCUAUUUACCUGAGGAGAUGAGGAACCCAACUACUUUUAAGUGGAUGCUAGAAAAUCCGCAAUACCGGCAGCAACUUCAAGAUAUGCUAAAUAAUAUGGGCGGAAGUACUGAAUGGGACAGUCGCAUGAUGGACUCCUUGAAGAAGUUUGAUCUUAGCAGCCCCGAGGUAAAGCAGCAAUUUGACCAAAUAGGGCUUACUCCAGAAGAGGUUAUAUCUAAAAUAAUGGCAAAUCCCGAGGUUGCCACUGCCUUCCAAAAUCCGAAAGUUCAAGCUGCCAUUAUGGAUUGCUCGCAAAAUCCGCUUAAUAUUGCGAAGUACCAAAAUGACAAGGAGGUCAUGGAUGUGUUCACGAAGAUAUCGGAACUCUUCCCAGGCGUGACAGGUUACCCGUGACCGCUUACCUCCGCAUAAUCAGGCUCACAAUUUUGAUGGUUCUACUGAACUUGUUUCUCGGCUAAGAUGGUAGCGGCGCGGAUCGUCUCCAAGAUGUAUUGUUGUUUUUAUGCCUCAGCUGUUCAUGUAUAGCUCUUAUUAAGAAGUUUUCAGAUGGUAGUGCAUCAUGUAUUUGAAGUAGAUAAAAGAGAGUAAGUAGCAGAGAGAGCUCUGUAAGUUUACAAAGAGUAGAUAAUCUUAUUCUUCUAGCUCUGGUGGUCAUAACAUUACUAUGCUUGCCUAAGUCAAUAGUUGCAAAGUACACUCAAUUAGUUAGCUUUAUUUUCCUGCAUCUUAUUUUCUCCUCUUUCAAAGUUUAUUAAUGGGAAAGCUAAAACUAGUAAUCAUUGGGAAUUGAUAUUUCCAUCUCAAAAAUUGAUUAUGGAUUCCUUUUA